Penicillium subrubescens is the source of this 2001-nucleotide messenger RNA. RefSeq lists its product as uncharacterized. The transcript has a single exon. Gene Ontology annotation, cellular component: Swr1 complex. Gene Ontology annotation, biological process: chromatin remodeling. Gene Ontology annotation, molecular function: ATP-dependent H2AZ histone chaperone activity. Bases 1 to 2001 code for a protein of 666 amino acids. The record is from RefSeq and is a predicted model, not a curated record. NCBI's taxonomy places the organism in Eukaryota, Fungi, Ascomycota, Eurotiomycetes, Eurotiales, Aspergillaceae.
AUGGAUGAUGGACCACCACCGCCGCCGCCUCAUGGCGAAAACCCGAAUACCACCGAGGGCGAAUACCGCAAGGCCUCCGACAUGCCGCCGGGCAACUACGAUAUCUUCAUCGUUCCACCUCACUCCGCCGGCUCCGGCUUCCUCUAUCUCCCAUCCUUGCAAUGCCACCAAAACAGCUUCAUCGCAGGUGUCGCAAGUACCCUGUUGGUGGUCUGCAUCUGGUCUAUGAUCGCGCCGUACGUCAAGACCUGGUACAUUAUGGCCACGAUGGCUGUGGGCAGCAAUAACAAUAUUGGCAUGGUAGUGGUUGCGCUUGGAGUUGGAGUGGCUGGCUGGGCUUUUGGCAUGUCCCAGAAUAACAGCAACAGCGGCAACGGCGGCAAGCGGUUCGGUGGUGGCUUUGGUGGCUUUGGGUCUUUCGGUGGAGGCUCUGAUGGACAGAAUUCCCAGGGCCAAUCUUCUGGAGGCAACUAUGGCAAUGGGCCUAGGCAGCAGCAGCAGCACCAACGUGGAGGUAACGGUGGAUCGGGUCAGCAACAACAUCAACAACAGCAACAACGCCAGCAAGGAGGAAAUUAUCGAGGCAACCAGUAUGCUCGACAGGAACAUGGUCCAGGACCAGACUCUGGAACUCCUCCCAAGCCUGACAACAACAAUCAUGGCCCAAACGGUGAUGAAUGGGAAAAGGCGCGAGAAGAGACGAAGCGCAAGGAGGAGCUGAAACGCAAGAUGGAAGAGUUCCGACGCAAGCGGGAGGCUGAAGCAAAAGAAAAGGAGAGAAAACGGGAACGAGAAGCGAUGGAAAAGGAGUUGAAAGAGCGCCGGGAACAGCUCGAGCGCGAGAUGGCCGCUGCUAGGGAGAAAGCAGAGAGAGAAGCCCGCGAAAAGGCAGAGAAAGAAGCCAGAGAGGCUCGGGAACGCGCUGAGAAGGAAGCUGCGGAAACUCGCGCAAAGCUAGAAAAGGCCGCCGCAGAAGCCAAAGCGGAAGCCGAGCGACGUGAAGCAGAAGCCAAGGAGAAAGCUGCGAAGGAAGCUGCAGAGAAAGCAGCAGCCGAAAAAGCCGCGGCGCAGAAGGAGGCCAUGGCCAAGUUUGCUGCACUCAAGGAAGCGGCAGCCAAGCGAUACGCUGAGAAGAAGGCUCAGGAGAGCAAGAAAGAGAAAGAGGCACCACCCAAGGCUGGAAGCGCAACCGGCACACCUCGAACUCCCUCGCCUAAGAAACCACCCUUUCCCACAGCCAAAACAACAAUCGAGGACGAUGCGUAUUCCUUUCGGCCCUACGACCGUCCGCGACGACCGUACGGGCAAGCAUCUGGGUCAUCCGCAUACUCCGAGUCUUCCUACGCUCCAUCUCAAUCGACAGCGCGAACUACACCUCCUCCAUCGCAUCGGGGCACUUAUUCCACCAAGGAUCCAGACAAGAUCGUGAUCCUGGGUGUAUACCAGUUCACCAACGCAUUCAUGAAAACACCCGUGGCCCAGCUAGUCUCUGGGCAGGGCAUGGUCACCGACGGACUCGUACUGCGAAUCACUACGGAAGGCCUCUUCGUCGACGACGACCUCCGUGGAGUCGGGCAACGAGAAUGGGACGUCAAAGCCUGGACCCUGAAAUUGACCGAGGUCUGGUGUCCCCAAAUGGGGACACCCCAGGGCCCAAAGCAACAACCCUCCACCAAUCCAUUCUCCUUCCGUCGAAGCGGCGCCGCACACUCAGUGCCCACCAACGAGGAAUCGGAUGCGUUCUCUGCCAAUCUUCUCAAGGUCUGCAAGAAUACUUGCCGCCUAGCCUCGCCGAGUGCUGGUGGUUUGCAUGUUCUCCGUGCUAGCUUGCGGGAUCAAGAGGGCAAGCGAUACGUUUUUGUCUUGCAGGAUACUGAGGCUUGGAAGGUUGCUAUUGGUCUUCAGCGGAUUCGUGGUGGCGCGCUCGUUCGUGCCUUGGGUGUGGCUGCCCUGCCGGCUCCUGACUGCAAAACUAUUCUCAGUAACUUGGGCUAUACUUGA